AUGGGUUGGGGCGUGACAUUGGAGAAGAGAGGACUUGCUGUGCACCCCAAGUCCGCGGUGAAGGCUACAAUCGCCUUUCCUUUGUUUGAGCGUCGAGGGGAGGACCAGCUAGGCGAUCCAGUAGGUCGUUGUCGUCACUGCAAUGAGUUGUCGAUGUGCCUAGAUGGCGGCUGUUGGACUGCGGUUGCUGGCUAUUGCCAUGGUGGUCUUCGAUUGAGCUACGCUGUGACCUGCUGGAUAGGUUGUGGCUGGGCUCAGGCCGAGGUGCUGCGCCGGUGGCUCAGCUUUUUACUGAUCAUGUAUUCCGAGGAUGGUAGUCGAUCACCGAGUUCGCAAGUACCUCUAUACUUGUGGGGUGGUUCCAAGUUCCAAAAGUGGCGUGCCACUUAUGCUUUUGCCAUACCAGAUGACAUGCAUGUCAAGCUGGCGGAGUCUUCGAGCGACGAUGCACCUUAUGUGGACUCGAGUGAUCCAGAUGCUAGGAUUAUCACAUUCUGUCCCUUCUAUUUCUCCUUGGGCUUCACGUUCCUAUUAUCAAAGUUUGUUAGGAAGGUUUUCUGCAUCAUGGAGUGUGCCCCAACCAAUGUACUUGAACAUCUACCGGGCGAUCAUCGCUACGAGAAGUAUGCUAAAGUUCGUGCGUGCAAAGCCAAGUUGUUUGACAAUUUUAGCCAAGGUGAUCAAGUAUGGCAUGCCGAUGUGCUGGAAGUCAGCGGGCGGUGGUCGAUGAUGGUCCACUUAUUCCAUCAUUUACUACGACAAUGUGUCAUAUUGCUAGUUUGA
This is a messenger RNA of Prunus armeniaca (apricot), 783 nucleotides long. Lineage: Eukaryota; Viridiplantae; Streptophyta; Magnoliopsida; Rosales; Rosaceae. The record is from the annotation of a GenBank genome assembly.